CCAGCAGAGAAAUCCCUUAAGGGGCCUGUGAGGGAGCAGAAUUCUCUGUGCCCUUGCCUGGCUGUUCCUCCAACAGGCCUUGCACCUCUGGGCUCCACAGGCUGGGGUGGCCUGUGCUGUGGUAGGCUGGGGGUCAGUCUUGCAGGGGUUUACAAGUGGAGCCAAGAUCCUAAGGGGUCCCCUGUUUUUCCCUCUGAAUACCCCAGGUCCCUUCCCCAGUUUCUCCCUUCUCUCCCCAGGGCCUUCCCUCGGUCACUUCUGCCCCGGGACAGCAGCGUUUCUCCUGGCCUUUCUGUCCAGGGGAAUUUCCACGUUUCCUCCUUCCACCAUAAGCAUGAGUAGAAGGGGAAGAGGGAAUCCCUCAGGACUGAGGCUCUCAUGGGCAGGAGAGAGAGGAGUCCUAUCAUGGAGGAAUCCGUAUCUCUUGAGGGCACUGGCCUUCCAGCAUGUUCUGUGCAGUAUCACCUGCUAUCUCCAGAAUGGGUCCCAGGUGGAAGGGAGGUGCUGGCUCCAGCAGCUGGGGCUCCUCUCUGGCCCUGAUCCUUGGAGUGGGUGUUAGAGUGUGGGAUCCUUGCCCAAGUGCAGCCACCAUCCCCCUCCUUGAGUAGGGCCCGAAUUGUAUUGGGAUCAGAAAUGCAGCCACUGGGCUCGGUCCUGAGAGUGGGGGCACCCUGGUUGCUUUCAUAGGCCUGCAAGAGGACAGGCAGGGUUAGGCGAUGGGGCACAUCCCCAACCAUCUGGGUUCAAAUCCCAACUCUGCCACUUACUAGCCACAUGGACUUGUCAAGGUACUUCUCUGAGCUUUAGUUUCUCCCCCUGUUGUAUGAGGAUAAUCCCUCUUAGGACCGAGCAUUAGCACAGUGCCUGGCGAGUAGGAAGUAAUGCUUGGCAGCCAUAGUAUUACUAUAAGCGGUACCGCCACCACCAUUGUCUCCUUAAAUGUUCUUUCAGACUGAGGCAUGUGGAGGCCAGAAGACAGGCUGGGCUCACUGGGUGCAGAGGGGUGGUGCAGAGCCUCUCUCUGGAGGAGGCAGGUGGAGUAGUAGGUGACACCCAGCUAGGGAAGGUCUGCAUCUCCCUGAGGGGCGUGGGAGCAUGUGGGGGUGGGCCCGGGUGCUCCUUACAGGCCCAGCCUGUUCCCUGCAGGUGUUAGCUGCUGUUGUCCCACGUCUUCACUGUUGCGAGCACAGCAUGGCACAUGUGGGUAGCUGGUUCUGGCCAGGUUACUAUCCUCAUAGCCGUGGCACAGCCAUAGCCAUUGUCUGCUGGCACUUGGCUGAUACCCACCUGUGUUCCAGGUCUCUAUUCCAAACUCCCUGGAUUGCAUGGCCCAGCGUGCUUCGUCUGUGCCAUUUUCUGGCCCCAGCCCACCUAGAAUAUACAUCAGGAUCUCCCACCUGCUCCUUGGGUCCCAGAGGAAGGAAAGAGUUCUGGCCUUAUCUGCCUUAAGCUUAGUCAUAAAAUUUGCUUAUCUAAAGGCCUGGAAGGUGGGGCACCCAGCCCCACCCAGCCUUUUAAGAAGUGCUCCCCUGGAGAACUUUCAAUUCCAUCAUUACAGAUUCUGGAGACUUGGAGGCCAGGAAUGUGCAGAGAUCUGACAGGAGAUUCUUAACAACCUUCAUUUCUGGUGAACAGCUAAGGACAGAGAGGAGGUGGGUAGUCCCUGAGAUGGGCCUGUGGUUCCUGGGCACUGUCUUUCCAGACACCUAGAAGAACUCUCAGGUUGGGAGUGAGCUGAUAGUUGGCCACCGUGAUGGGGACAAGGACAGAGAAGGAGCAGCGGGUAGGUAGGUGGCUGGGCCAGGAAGAAAGGAUGUGGGGGAAGGUGGCCAGAGGUAGGAUGGGGAAGUGGAUCUCAGGAAGCUUUUAUUUCUUUGGAGGCCAACUUACCGCCAUCUCAUUGGGAAACGGUUGGUAGGGAGGCACCCAUCCAACUGCCUUGCAGAAUCCAGCAAGGGAGGGAGCCCGGGAGUCAGAGCCAAGGGAAGAAAUAACCAGUUGGGGCUGGUAAUGUGAGGUCUGGCAGCUGUGCUCCUCAUCCUUCCCUCAUUCUUCCCUUCGUCAACAUGGGAGAGAGUCUGGCUGAAGGACAGUGGGCCUGCGAGACCCCCUCAGGCCCUUGGAACAAGGUGGUAACUGCUGCAGGAGAUGAAUGAGUUUCUCCUUCUUUGCUCCAGACAGGUUCUACGAGGGGCAGAGAAGAAUUGGGGAUCUGUGGUGUUUACCCUCCUUAAUGUGUCAUGGCUGCCUCACCUUCUAGAAACAGGGAAGGCAAACCAUCAUAGGUCCUGGUCAUCCUGGAACCUUUGGCUCUUCCUUGACUCCAGGUUGCCAAAGGUAGAAGAUUUAAAAACUUGAACCAAUACCUUCUCCUCCCCCAAACUGAAAUUGCCUUCUCUUUCCCAGUUGUUUCAGGGACAAUGCCCAGCAUGUUUGAGGGAUGCACAAGAACUGUGGUCCAGGAGAUGGAUCCCGGAGGGGAUAUGAUUCCUGUCAGAAGUGCUCUCGAUGCUGACAGAUUCUGCUGUUUCUGGUUGGUGAGGGAGAAGAGAGGUUUCUUUGGAAGCCACCUCACCUUGAUGGACAUAUUGGAGACAGAGGAGGGUGAAGGGCCCUGUGAUGAACUGGAUUCUGGGCUCCAAGGUCAAAAGGCUGAGUUCCAAAUUCUAGACACUGUGGACUCAACAGGAAAGUUGACAGUGAAAUUACUGGAAGAAAUAUCAAUUGCAGGGGAACUCCAGGGGUCUCAUGAGCAGAAAAUCAAGAUAUUGAAGAACCAAAUAUCCCAGCAAUAUCUGGAAACCCUUGUGAACAGGCAGCUGAAGAAGAAACUACCACCUUCGUUUCAAUCACUUCACACAAGGAGAGAAGACCUGCAUCUGGUGACAGAAACUCUGGAGACAGUAAAUAAGGAAACCCUGAAAAGUAAAUGGCAGUAUGGAUUUCUGAGCCAAAUCUAUCAGGCCCUUCACCUCAACUAUGCACAAAAGGGAAAAGUGACCAUUCCCUCGAAUCAGGUCCUGGACUAUCGAUUAAAGCAGCUUAUCUUCCCCAAUGAGAAGGAAAUGAGUGCUGGUUUAGGUAUUUAUUUCUGGGGCAAAACAAAAUCCUUUCCAGAAGGAAAGUCCUUGAGUUCGGAGGAUUCCAGAAACAUGAAGGAGAAAGUGCAUGACACGGUGAGAAGCCUCCAGGAUCUGACUGAAAAGGAGCAAAGAGAUGUGCUAAGCUCCCUCACGAAGUGCCUCAGCAAGGAUGAGCAUUUAGAGGAUCUAGAGCAAAGAGUGUUUGAGGCUCUGAAGUCUAGAGCACUGCAGAUGGAGGGUUCAGCAGGUCCUCUCCUGAGCAGCCUUUUUAAUACUGUUGGGAGCCUGGUAGAUGGACGUGCAAAAGCCAUUCUGGACUUCCUGGAUGCCUUGGGAGAGCUGUCUGAGAAGAAGCAGCUUGUGUCUGAGGCCUUAGAAAAAGGGAUCCUGCCCCUGUUGAAGGAUGAGGUGAAGUCUGGGAUGGAGAAGGUCUGGGAUAAGCAGGCCAGCAAUCCUCAUGACAUGACCCAUGACCCUGAGGCAUGAACCCUCUGUGCCCUCUAUGUUGCCAUCUCUAUCCUGCUGCAGCUGAGUUCGGAGCCCACCUCUGCCUCUUCUUAACUACAAAAGCCCUAAUCCUUCUCCCCACAAGCCUCUGGGGUUUCCUCUCCGCAGUCCAUCCUCAUUGCCACUACCAUUUCCUCUGUCUUUCACCAGCAGGACCUCUUUAAAACAAGCAGGUGACCAUCUUUUGAUGCUUCCUAUUCCCUACAUGUUAAUGUCCAAAAUCAGCCUGGAUUUUAUGCAUGAGCUUCUGAUUAAAAGUUUAAGAUCAAACAUAUUAAUUUCUUUCCCUCUUGAAACCUCACCAAGUGACAGUAAAGCAAUAGAAAAGCUUGAUAUGCUGGGCACAGUGGCUCACACCUGUAACCCAGCACUUUGGGAGGCUGAGGCAGGAGGACUGCUUGA
Microcebus murinus (gray mouse lemur) is the source of this 3992-nucleotide messenger RNA. Lineage: Eukaryota; Metazoa; Chordata; Mammalia; Primates; Cheirogaleidae. The record is from RefSeq and is a predicted model, not a curated record.